Messenger RNA from Vicia villosa (hairy vetch), 729 nucleotides. RefSeq lists its product as uncharacterized. The coding region runs from base 1 to 729 and encodes 242 amino acids. Lineage: Eukaryota; Viridiplantae; Streptophyta; Magnoliopsida; Fabales; Fabaceae. The record is from RefSeq and is a predicted model, not a curated record. The transcript has a single exon.
AUGGAUGCUUUAGAGGGUGUUUUAUCUUUACUAAUUUAUGGGCAAGUAUUAUUCCACCAUUAUGAUAAAAUUAUUGAUGUGGCUGCUAUCAAGAUAUUCCUCAGUAAGAAUCCCGUUCCUACUCUACUCGAUGGCUUGUUACAUUCUAUCCAUUUUCGAGCGUCAAAAAGGAAAGGUUGUAUUCUUGGAUGUGCUCCUCUAUUACAUAAGUGGUUUAUUUCGCACUUACCCCGCUCCGUAAGAAAGAGUGAAGAAGGUUUAACUUGGGCUCAGAGAAUUAUGAAGCUUUCUUUUGACGACAUCACCUGGUAUCAAAAGGAGUUUGAGAGAACUUUGUUGUUUGAUUGUUGUGGAGAAUUCCCAAACAUAGCUCUUCUUGGUGUUCAUGGAGGAAUAACAUAUAAUCCUAUUUUUGCUCGACAUCAGUUCGGUUUCGCUUUAAAAGAAAAGUCGUGUUCCUUAUAUAUUAGUGCAGAAUAUUUUAGCUAUGAUUCUGAUGAAGCUACGAAAAGAGAUCUCUUCAUUAAAGCCUGUUCAAAAGUAAAGAAAGUUGGUGCAAAAGACAUAGGGAGGAGAAACUACAUCCCAUUAGGCCCAUACUUCCAAUGGAUCUAUGACAGAGUUGUGGAGUUUGGGAUGCCAUACCCAUCUGAUACGCCUAUAGUACUAAGAAUAGCUCCUCCUGCUGUUCCGGUUGCGUUUGUGCCAUAUGUCCCUGCUCGAAACUAA